UAAUAUCGUCGUACAGAAUCUAAAACACAAAAUAUCUGGAGAGAGAGAUCAUGGGAAAUACAGAGCAAUUAGCUGAGCUGAUAUCAUCGCUGGAGAAAGCAACUCUCAUGGCGCAGCAAAUCGGAACCGCCAUGGAACAAAACCAGCUCCUCCAAAUCUCCUCCUCUCUCCGCAUAGCCAACCACCGCCUCUCCGCUUUCCUAUCCACCAUUCCAUCGGCGGAAGCGGAGAAUAGUCUCUCCUCCGUCGAGCCGAUGCAAUUAGGGGAGGAAGAAGAGAACGGCGAGGCUGAGGAGAGAGAUUCGGCGGUGGAGAAGGUUGAGGAGAAGAUGAGAGAGUGUUUCAUCAGGAACAAGAGAGCCAAACGGCCACUGUCACCGUCGUCGGCCGUGGUGGAGACUUCGACGACGGAAGCGAGGAGUGGCCAUGAGUACGGGUUUGAUUUCGACCCACAUGCCUCCAAGUUGAGAGCUUUGGAUCUUAUCUACCAAUUUCAUGGAUGAUGAUGAUCUCACUGUAAAUUGUAGACUUAAUUCUCCGGUGAAGGUUAAAUUUUUCUGAUUGUAAAAAGACAUUUGUC
This is a messenger RNA of Eutrema salsugineum, 580 nucleotides long. RefSeq lists its product as uncharacterized. The transcript has a single exon. The coding region runs from base 51 to 503 and encodes 150 amino acids. The record is from RefSeq and is a predicted model, not a curated record. Lineage: Eukaryota; Viridiplantae; Streptophyta; Magnoliopsida; Brassicales; Brassicaceae.